This is a messenger RNA of Tribolium castaneum (red flour beetle), 5738 nucleotides long. RefSeq lists its product as uncharacterized. Lineage: Eukaryota; Metazoa; Arthropoda; Insecta; Coleoptera; Tenebrionidae. The record is from RefSeq and is a predicted model, not a curated record. The transcript is spliced from 21 exons. Gene Ontology annotation, molecular function: heparin binding. Gene Ontology annotation, cellular component: cell surface. The coding region runs from base 126 to 5663 and encodes 1845 amino acids.
UUCAAAAAUCUCCCACGAGACGCAAUGACAUUGAAAUCUUCUUCACCCUAGGAGAAGAAGUGACCUUAUCUCGACUUCUUAUCCGAAAGAUACUAGUCGUGUUCUGCCAACGAAUUUGCCACACAAUGAAAAUUUCCCUCGGAUUAUUUAUUUGCUUAUUACAUGGCAUCAACUGCGUUAAAAACGCUCAUUUGAAGAAGUAUUUGGACGAACGAGCGAAAAUUGUACAGGAGCAAUUAAUUAGACAUGCCAGAAACGGGGAAAAUCCGAUCACCGUGAAACUUAAUAACACAAAUAUAAAUCUGAUCGGAAAUUAUAGCCAUGGAGCGAUUUUCACUUUGUUCAAUACGCCGUAUGCUCUACUAGACCAAGAUUUGUACGAAAUUUCACCAAAUAAUUCAACUGUGAUCCACGUUCUCUCAAAAAAAGGCACCACUUUUGUCAAGACAACUCAGUUUCAAUCUCUGGGCUUUGUAGCAUCCGCUUCAGAACAGUCGCUGCACAUUUCAGGGCUCCACAAAGACACUCUAAAACUUUUCAAAAUCCAAAACAUUGCAACCAACGUAACGGACGCCACGUUUUUCCAAAACCAAAACAGCUUGUACCUGAUCACCUCGCACUACAAGACGCACGAUCUGGCAUUAAUAACAAUUUACAAAUUUAUCGAAACGCAUUUCGACGAAACUGUGAAAUUUUUCGCUUCGGGAACAAAAAUCCACACUUUUCCGAGCGACCAAAGCGAAAUUAUCCUAAUUUUGCACGAAAAAACGUCGAGUUUGUUCGAGUUUCGUGACGAGGAAGUUAAAAAGAUUCAAAAAAUUGACACCAAAGGGCCGGAGCAAGUUUUGGACUAUUUGCACGAGGGAAAACGCCAAGUUCUGAUUUUUAGCGAAACUAGCCAGUUGUUUUUGUGGACGGGGACCGACCUGGUGCUUUGGGAGCAAUUCACCGAAAGUGCAGGGGAGCAAAAAUUGAUUUUUUACGUGGAUAAUGUCCCAUAUGUUUUGGCGCAAAAAAACGAAAAUGUCGUCCUGUUUACUUUAAGUAACAAUAAAUUCAGUCCAAUUUACGAAUCGAAUUUCAAUUAUACUAAAUUAUGGAGCAUGGCAAUGAACAGAAACGAGUUAUUUACUUUAGGAUUAGUUAAUAAUUCGGUGCAAGUCAACGAAAUCGUAAUUUCGGUCACAAAUAAUUUGGCGGAAAAACUCGUUGACGAACAUGAAAGUUCGCUGAAUGAUUGCUUCCUGGAGCUAGAAAAAACUGUGUAUGCACUACGGCACCAACUCACCCAAACUCAAAACGAGUUAAGCUCAAGGGCUGCAAACAGUGGUGGUACAGUGGCUCAAAAAUACGAAAAACUGCGAAAUAAAUACGCCAGCAUUAAAAAAACCCUAAGCAAACCGAGAAGUUUGAUUUUUGACGAGCCUGCAAUUCUCCGAAUUCCCCUAAAAACCAAAAAACUCACAGCCCAGAAACUCAAAUUCGAUGGGCUUAAAGGCGAAAAAUGGCGGCCUGAAAGAUGGCUGUCGUACUCAAAACCUCAGAAUAUUUCAGGACCUGUGAGGGCACAAAUGGUGCAAGUGACUAAUUUGCAAACGAAACAAAAAUUGUUUGAUAAUUUGUUGUUGUCAACAGGAGGGCAAAAACUGUCAGGUUCUGUCGCUACAAAGUAUUUGGAAACGUCCCAAAUUGUGACUGAUUUACUAAACGAGAUUCCCGUCGAUGAGUUUUGUCACAAAAAGCGACCAAUUCGGGUCGAAGGAGUCAAAAGUUUUCCCGAAAUAAGGGCCAGAAAUAUUCACACCGCGGCCAUAAAUGAGAUUGGUGGGAAAAAAAUUGCGGCGCUCCUAAGCCAGCAGCUGGGGCGCAAUUUCGCCCCAAACCUCACCAUUGGCAAUUUAUGGGUCGAAAAUUUGAACGAAAUUAAUUUCGAAAAUUUCAAAAAUUCUGUUUUUCGAAUCGGUAUCACGAACACAAUCUCUGGAAAUCUCACAUUCGCAACCCUCGACUCGACCAAAAUCCAGUUCGAAACUUUGUCCCAAAAACGCGAUUUCUUGACGACUUCCACCGACCAAACGAUUAACUCCACAAUCACCAUUCCGAAAAUUUUCACGCACGAUGUCAAAACACGGACAAUAAACGGGGCCGAUUUUGCGAAUUUGGCCACAUUGAAUGGCACAAUAACCGGCCCGGUGACCAUCAAGGACUUGAACAUCCGCCACAACUUGGAGCUUGAGGGCGAGAUCUCCCCCGAGUUCCUGCAAAUCAACAACACGCACAUCGUGGGGACGCACGAGUCGGACUUUUUCCAGCGCUACGACGGCCGCGUGAGAAUCGCCGGAAACCUGUAUUUGCGCGACCUGGAGUUGGGAAAAUCGGCGAAAAUGCGGCUUUCCGGGGCGGAGUUUGAGCCGGAAAUGGGCCGGUUUUGGAGCAAGUCCGGGCAGCAGGAGAUCCCGACGCAUUUCGAGGCCCUGAACGGCGUCUCGACGCCGCAUGUGACCACGAUUUUCGUCAACAACGUCCACGUCGGCGACUACAUGCUGAAUUCGACGCAGCAGAAGCGCAAAACGAAGUUCUACUUCGAUAAUGUAACAAUCGGAGGAAACGUGUUGCUCAAUCCGGAUGAAGAACAUUCGCCUGAUUUACGGAGGAUUCAAGAAGAAUCGGUUAGAAUUAAUGGGACGUUCAGUAUCAGAGGCCGCAAAACGUACAAAAACGUCCUCAAAGUGCACGAACUUGAGCUUAAUCGGCUGAACGACGUUACGAUCAGUGAAGGGAACGGGAAAAUUCAAAAUCUCGUUGUUAAAGGUGGCCUCAAGUCGGAGAAUUUGACGGUGCAAACAAUUAACGGCGUUAAUCUAACUGAUUUAACCGCCAACACUUUAUACCUCAACAAGGCCCAAAAUCUCUCCAAACUUAACUUUGACAAAAUCUCAGUUGCGAAUUUGUUUACGUCCACAUUAAACAACAAAAGUGUAGCCGAACUGGUCGAGAAAGUUGCCAAAAUCACCAACAUUUCCAAAAUUGAGAACAUGGUCGUUACUGACCAUGUCACAAUCAAAAACGCUGAAAACCUGGCGACAAUUAACGACGUCAAAAUUGAGCAAUUAAUGGCAAAAAGUCACUCGAGGUACCACGACGGCACAAUUUUUGGAAAUGUCAAAUUUUCAGGCCUUGUCAAAAUUCGAGAUUUGCAGGUCGUUGUCAUAAAUGGCGUCGAUUUCGAGAAAUUGUCAAAACGAAUUUUAUACAAGUCGUGGGAACAGACAAUCAACGAACAUUGUGUUUUUAACAGACUCAUCACAGAUAACUUAAUAACUGACCACAUAAACGAAUUUGAAGUGGCAAACCUGAUCGACGUUUCGAGCACCAAACCCCAGAAAAUUUUUGCUCGCGGAGGCUUAAAAUUCGCGAAAAACGCCACAAUCAAAAAUUUGUUUUCAAACACGAGUUGUGACCUAAACGAGGGUUUAAAGAACUUACGAAACCCUCCCUCACAACUUUGGGACGAGAUUACAGUCACCGGAAACGCAUUUUUCUGGGACAGGGAAUCACCCAUUAGCGACAUUUUUGAAAAUGUGGUCAGCAAUUACAGCAAAAACCACACAAUUAAGGGCAACGUGAAUUUUGCGCACCAUGUUUUCGCUAACAACAUAACAGCUUUGAAAAAUGUCAAUAACGUGAACAUUUCGGAAAUCAUCGACGACGCGUUUGUGAACAAACCGAACUUGGAGCAGGUUAUAACCGGGCAAAAAAUCUUCCAGAAGCUGGAAGCCGAAAACGUCGAGAUUUUGCAAAACACGAACGUUUCGUCAAUCAACAAACUAAACAUUUCCGAAAUCGACGCUAAAAUUAUCAAAAAAUCGGCCAACGUUGCGGUUAAAGGCAACAAAGUGUUUUUCGGCGGCUUGGAAACGAAAAAAAUUGAGACUAAGUUUAUAUCAGGAGUUGAGGCGAAAAAUUUGGUCAGUUUUGUGAACCCCACCCAGGUGCCGAACGCAAUGUUCCGCUCAGUGGCUGUUUUGAAAAAUUUUAAUGUCAAAUUUAUCAACAACAUGCCCCUUGAUGUAGUUCUCAAAGAACGGGUUUUGAAAAAAGGGCCCAAACAAGUCUUGACAGGGAACUACUUCUUCCAAAAUGUCCAAUUUAACGGAAAUAUAACAACGUCUCGAAUAAAUGAUGUGGGGAUGGAAAAUGUUGUUUAUGAUAACAAAAAUCACGCUAUUAAUAGUCCGAAGAAAUUUAACCACGUUGUGAUAAGUGGGGACAUGGAAGCGGAGCUUGUUAAUGGGUUCAAGUUAUCGCAAUUGUACGAACAGUCUGUUUUGAGUAAUGAGGAGACCAAGUUUGGAAAAUCACUGUACGUCAAUAAACCAAGUUCCAUGAGUGGCAACAUUCAAACAAACUACAUAAACAACAUUUCGGUCAAUUACAUGCUGGACACGAGUAAAGAAAAUUCGCUAAAUUCAAACACUAAACAAAUACGUGAAAUAACAACCAUUGUGACAAACUUUAUCAAAACGUACUUUAAUUCGACGAUGAGGAUGCCAACUGAAGUAAUGUAUUUGGAAAAAUCAAAAGAUUUGGACAUUUCCCUCCCGAAUGUAAUUGGAGCGGAAGUUGUGGAAACCAAAAAUGAUCUUCUAAUUCACAUCGAGAGUGCAGAAGAGGGUCCCUCUUGUGGUUUACCCCCAACUUGCAAAUGCCCCACCCAGCAAACAAUGCAAGUUUCAAGCAAACACUCUGUAAAUAUGUUCCUGAAUAAGGCGACCCAGCGAAUAUACAGUCACUAUGACGAAGACAUUGUUGUGCAUUUUAUCACCCACAGCAUCAGCACUGAUUCCUACUGCAGUGCAAAUAAGGACAAGGUCCUGGACGAAGUUUCGUCCCUGACUUGGACUACCACACCCCGUGGCAACAAUACGGGGGGUUUCUUCAUUCAUCGCGGCUUCUUCACAGGAUAUAUAACCGGAGUCAAGUUUUUCACAAUUUAUGGCAAAACCUACAUCUUUGUUGGAAUUUCUUACGACCCGAUUUCGGAAACACACGCCGUUGACAGUUUAGUAUUGCGGUUUAAUGAAGAUCGGACGAAAAUUGAACAAAUUCAGAAAAUACCAACCGUUGGUUUGAAAACUAUUUCAUUGUUUCCGACAGCACAAGGGGUGGUGCUAGUCCUAGGGGUUGAUGUUAAUAAUACGAAUACACAAAUUUUCCGGUUUAAUCACCACAAAGAACAGUUCGAGCUUCUGCGCGAGUUACCCACUUUUGACUGCGUUUUCGCUCAAGGGGUUGUGCUCGAAAUGGACAGUUUGAUUGUCUUGGCCAAUCAGCGCGCGGAUUUGCACAUUUUGAAAUAUCAGCCGGAGUUUGAUAGUUACUAUUUCUAUCAAAGCUUCGAGUUGGAUUAUCCGGUCUCCUCGCUCUCUGUAUAUUACGCUGGAGGUUUUGGGAUUAGCGAUGCCUAUUUGAGCGUCGUGACGCAAAACAACAAAUAUUUCAUCUUUUCGUUCCAGUUUAUCGCAGGCUGGAAGCUCGAAUCAAGCGGUCAGUUGGACGGAGUCAAGGUUUUGGUACCGUUCCAAAUGGACAAAAAAUCGUACCUUUUGGCUCCGUCUAAAACAAGUUCAAUGCUGUCCGUUGUAGAACACGGCUUGGAUUAAUUUCGUGUCUUGUUAUUUUUAUUGUUGAUUGUUGUAAUUCUAAUGUAAAAAAUAAAUGAAACAAAAAGCGUGUUA